Molecule: messenger RNA, 1289 nt
Organism: Aspergillus aculeatus ATCC 16872
Lineage: Eukaryota; Fungi; Ascomycota; Eurotiomycetes; Eurotiales; Aspergillaceae
Gene: cdc43
Product: protein geranylgeranyltransferase type I subunit CDC43
Exons: 5
Biological process (GO): protein geranylgeranylation
Cellular component (GO): CAAX-protein geranylgeranyltransferase complex
Molecular function (GO): CAAX-protein geranylgeranyltransferase activity
Source: RefSeq, a predicted model, not a curated record
CAUGCUUCUCGCCUUCUUCACUGUUGCCGGCCUCGACCUUUUAGGCGUACUCCAAGACAAGACCACCUCCGAAGAGCGACAAGGGUAUAUCGACUGGAUCUAUCACUGCCAGGUGCCUACAGGGGGCUUUCGAGGUUUCACGGGGACAGAUUUUGGGGUGGUCUCUCGAUCGCCACUGAAUGAAGCUUGGGAUCCAGCCAAUGUGCCGUCCACGUUCUUUGCGCUUGUCAUCUUGGUUAUCCUGGGCGAUGAUCUAUCACGGGUGAAGCGCAUAGAAUGUCUGCAAUGGCUCCCUCGGCUGCAGCGCGAGAACGGCAGUUUCGGCGAAGUGUUAGGGCCUGGAGGCAAGAUCGAGGGAGGUGGGGACUUGCGUUUCUGCUGCUGCGCGGCAGGGACGAGGUAUAUCCUACGGGGACUUGGUGGCACAGACAUACAGGGGUUGAGUGAUAUCGAUGUAUCCAAGAUGGCAGCCUUCGUUCAGGCUUGUCAGGCUUAUGACGGUGGCAUGGGAGAAGCACCAUUUUGCGAAGCUCACUCCGGCCAUACCUAUUGCGCGAUGGGCGCUUUGUCCUUUCUAAGUCGAAUGGAGAGGAAUCAUCCCCUGCCAGCAGUUCUCUCACCUGGUGCGAUGGAGUUCGAGUCCUUGGUCCGUUGGUUGAUCUCCCGACAGACGGCCGAGCUUGGUGAAAUAGAGGAAGAGUCUGAUGAGGACGACGAAAAGUGUGAGACUAGUGAGGGUCAGAAACCAUUACCAGUAGCGGCAAGCCAGGUUGUCAACCCUGAAACAGAGGUGGAUGAACUCCCUGCCCUUUUCCCGCCAACAGAGGAGUCAUUGCGAUGGGCCGGCUUUAAUGGCCGAUGCAACAAGAACGCCGACACAUGUUAUUCUUUCUGGAAUCUGGCGACUCUGGCUAUGAUGGACCGGCUAGCGCUGGUCGACGCGGAUCGGAACCGCCAAUAUCUCUUGGACAAGACGCAGCACAUCAUUGGGGGAUUUGGGAAAGGCGUUGGGGAACCACCUGACCUUCUACACUCCUACUUUGGCCUGGUGGCUCUUGCGUUUCAAGGCGAAGAAGGGCUGGACGAUGUUGAUCCAGCGCUGUGUAUCAGCCAACGGGCAGUGAACCACCUGCACUCUCUUCCCUGGUGGCAAGAGAAUAUUUGAACCAUUAGACACUAGACUAGCGGACAAGAUAUCGGGGUGCUGAGGGACAGUGCCCCUGAUCGUGGGCCACUUUCACUACCCACGAUUGGUAUAUAAAUCAACGGACGAGAUACCUCGCCCUAGC